UGAAGCUCGGCGCGAGUCUCCCCGGCUCUCCCAACCUCGCAGCAGAUGUGAAAGAAAACUAGUGAAAUUUAGGAAUAUACUGAGUGGAAUAAACUUUUUUCGGGACUUUGGAUCUACAAACGUCCAACAAUGAAUUUAGAGCUGCUUGAAUCAUUCGGGCAGAACUAUCCAGAGGAGGCAGAUGGCACUCUGGACUGUAUCAGCAUGGCUCUCACCUGCACCUUCAACCGUUGGGGCACCUUGCUGGCCGUGGGGUGCAACGAUGGUCGUAUUGUAAUCUGGGACUUUCUUACAAGGGGGAUUGCCAAAAUCAUCAGUGCACACAUCCACCCGGUCUGUUCAUUAUGUUGGAGUCGAGAUGGACACAAGCUGGUGAGCGCCUCCACGGACAACAUCGUUUCACAGUGGGAUGUCCUGACUGGUGACUGUGACCAGAGGUUCCGCUUUCCGUCCCCCAUCCUGAAACUUCAGUACCAUCCCAGAGACAUGGACAAGGUGCUGGUGUGUCCAAUGAAGUCAGCCCCAGUCCUGCUGACACUUUCAGACUCCAAACACGUCGUACUGCCUGUGGACGAUGACUCAGACCUGAAUGUGGUGGCGGCUUUUGACAGGCGAGGAGAGUACAUUUACACUGGGAACGCCAAAGGAAAGAUCCUGGUGUUGAACACAAACACACAGGAGCUGGUGGCAUCCUUCAGAGUUACAACUGGCACCAGCAACACCACCGCCAUUAAGUCCAUUGAGUUUGCACGCAAAGGCAGUUGCUUCCUCAUAAACACAGCUGACCGGAUAAUCAGAGUGUAUGACGGCAGAGAGAUCCUGACUUGUGGCCGGGAUGGUGAGCCAGAACCAAUGCAGAAACUACAGGACUUGGUUAACAGGACUCCGUGGAAGCGUUGCUGCUUCUCGGGUGAUGGCGAGUACAUCGUGGCCGGCUCAGCCCGGCAGCACGCCCUCUACAUCUGGGAGAAGAGCAUCGGCAACCUGGUGAAGAUCCUUCAUGGAACCAGAGGAGAGCUGCUGCUGGAUGUCGCUUGGCAUCCUGUCCGACCGAUCAUCGCCUCCAUCUCCAGUGGAGUGGUGUCCAUCUGGGCUCAGAAUCAAGUGGAAAACUGGAGUGCCUUUGCUCCAGACUUCAAAGAACUGGAUGAGAACGUAGAAUAUGAGGAGCGAGAGUCCGAAUUUGACAUUGAGGAUGAAGACAAGAGUGAACCUGAGCAGACAGGUGCAGACGCUGCAGAGGAUGAAGAGGUGGAUGUUACUUCUGUUGAUCCUAUAGUGGCUUUUUGCAGCAGUGAUGAAGAGAUGGAGGACUACAAGGCCCUGCUGUAUCUCCCCAUUGCCCCUGAGGUUGAGGAUCCAGAGGAAAACCCCUUUGGUCCUCCACCAGACACCUCAGCCCAGGCUGGAGGUCCAGAGGAUGGUUUGGUUGGUGGUGACAAGAAGCAGCGGCAGCCUUCAUCUGAAGGAGGCCCAGGCAAAAAGAAGGCUCGCACCACCACCAUUGAACUGCAGGGGGUGCCAAGUGAUGAGCUUCACCCCCUACUGGGUGUGAAGGGGGAUGGAAAGUCAAAGAAGAAGACAGCAGGCCGGCCCAAAGGCUCCAAAGGUAAAGACAAAGACUUCCCCUUCAGGCCCAAGCCCUACAGGGGUGAACGGCCCUCCUUCCCCAUGGUGCCCGAGGCCCUGGGCAGCUCUGCCUUAGGAGGAGGUGGAGGAGGUGGAGGAGGAGGGAUGAAGGGCAGGGCAGAGGGGGGCCUGGUCACAGGGAGUCUGGUGUCACAGUCCUAUAAACAGCACGACAUCGGAGGAAUGGACUGAUCAGUGCUGUGUUCAUUUGUGGAAGAGCACCAAUAAACUCAAAGAGACACAAAUCCUAAUGUACAUAUUAUGAGUGGGCAGCUGGUUGGGUGUUUAGACUCUUUCCCAAACCACAGACCAGCCUCCCAGGGAACCUCUCCAGCUCGGAUCACCAACAGAGACUGAAAAGAAGGCGAGUCGUCACUGUAUCGCUCUCACAUCCUCUGCCUCUGUAGGACUCCUGUAUAGAUUGACUGCAUCCUGUUGAUAUGUGAGUGUGUGUGUGAGUGUGUGCCCUGUUGUUUUGAAACAUAUUAAAACUUUGUGAUUUUUAAAUAAUGAGUGUUU
Molecule: messenger RNA, 2148 nt
Organism: Melanotaenia boesemani (Boeseman's rainbowfish)
Lineage: Eukaryota; Metazoa; Chordata; Actinopteri; Atheriniformes; Melanotaeniidae
Gene: rbbp5
Product: retinoblastoma binding protein 5
Exons: 14
Coding region: 130-1821 (563 amino acids)
Cellular component (GO): Set1C/COMPASS complex
Molecular function (GO): protein binding
Source: RefSeq, a predicted model, not a curated record